AUGGAUGUUUGUCAAGAAGUUGCAAAGGCAUUAUUUUUCGAAGGAGCCACUUGCUUUUGCUUAAAUUUACCGCAUGGAUCAGAAUUUGGAAUCGACAACAAAUCAUUUACGACAGCAGAAAAAUUUUGCGGUAUGAAAAUGAUACCGCCCGGUAUACAUUUUAUACACUACAGUAUUGAAAAUUCAUACGGUGAUCAAUCGCCGAAAAUAGGAUUUUUUCACAAUUUUAAAAAGAAAGAAGUAAUUGUGAAAAAAUACGAUAAAGAAAAGGAAAUUUUAAUUGAUGAAGAAGAUGAAGAAAAAAUCGAAAGGCUUAAAGAUAAUUUAAAAUCUAUGGACAGACAUUUAGGGCCUUAUCCAUAUGAAAUUUUAAACAGAUGGAAAAAUUUAUCAAAUUACAUUACAGAUGAUAUACUUAAUAAAAUGAUUCCAUUAAAUGGAAGAAUUCAUUCAGCAUUAGAACUCAAAGCUGCAACUGAUUCCAAUUCAAAACCUCAAUCGUUAGAAACUUAUAAAAGAAAUAGAACAAAACUUUUUGUAUGCGAUGAAAAAAGUGAUGAUUUUCUACCAAAGCUUGAACCUGCCGAAGGUACAGAAAUAAGAUUUUCGAAAAUUCCUGAAAAGUGUUAUCCGGAUAAUUCAACUCCCACAUUCGAACAUUGGAAAAAAUUAAUAGGAAUAAUGUGUUCAUGCGAUAAUGCCAUAUCGGAAAAUUCAGAUGUAUUUACAAAAUUUAUUACAGUAUUAACAUAUCAACUUCAAGAAAUUCAAGAAGAUUUUUUAGUCGAUAUUGUCGAAGGUAAUAAUUUUGUUUAUAGAAACUUGAGGAUAUUUUUUAGAAAUUUACACUCUAGUGAUGCAAAUGGUAGAUUAAAAGCUAAAGGUGAAAGAUUUCAAGAAUUUUUGACAAAAAAGUGGCUUUGGGAUUUCAGCGAUAUUCUCAAAGACGAGGAAGAAGAUUUACCCGUUGUUGUCAACUUGUAA
Pediculus humanus corporis (human body louse) is the source of this 984-nucleotide messenger RNA. Its product is annotated as protein C20orf4, putative. The coding region runs from base 1 to 984 and encodes 327 amino acids. The transcript has 4 exons. The record is from RefSeq and is a predicted model, not a curated record. Gene Ontology annotation, biological process: spliceosomal tri-snRNP complex assembly. NCBI's taxonomy places the organism in Eukaryota, Metazoa, Arthropoda, Insecta, Psocodea, Pediculidae.